Trypanosoma grayi is the source of this 903-nucleotide messenger RNA. RefSeq lists its product as hypothetical. The transcript has a single exon. The record is from RefSeq and is a predicted model, not a curated record. NCBI's taxonomy places the organism in Eukaryota, Euglenozoa, Kinetoplastea, Trypanosomatida, Trypanosomatidae. Bases 1 to 903 code for a protein of 300 amino acids.
AUGAAGCAUCAUCACGCCGGAAAUGGGCGCUUGGACGAGGCAGCAAUGUGUCUUGAGCAGCUCCGUGAGCAGCUUAACCACAUGCGAGCAAACGACCACCAAGCAGGUGUUUCUGUCCAAAAUUUUCCACAACACAGCGCACCCAUAAUUGAAGAUAGUGCUUUGGUGGACCCAUUGGUGCGGCCGUCAGCGUGGGACACCGAGCGGCGGGCGCAGCAGGUGGAGUGCAAAUCUAGCGAGCAUAUUCUGCGGCAGCUUGAGGCACGAUUGCGGCGUCACCAGGAGAGUGGCGUCAAGAAGCGUGGGGAAUUGGCCUACGCAGUGGGGAAAGCUCACAGCGAUAUGGAACAGUUGCAGUAUUACACCAGGCGGUGCCAGCUAGACAUGCAGGGCCGCCUGCAAACCUUGCAACAGUUACUGAUAGAUAUGACUAGCCGCGCUGAAGGUGAACUUCGCCGCCCAGCUAUAGUUGUUAAGGGGACGGCUAGUUACAUGGAGGAUGAGAUUGAAUCCUCUGCAUGCAGAAGUAGAGACAACGGUAGCGAGGAAGACGCACGCAUGAUGUCAAGACUGAAAGAAAUACAGAGUAAACUAGACUGUGUCCGCCGCAAUAUCCAACAUGGAACUUCAGAAAUAACAAAGUUUUCUGCAACUUCCUGCUCUUCUUCGCUUGGUUGGAGUUGUAGUGGUGAUGGUUGUGGUGUUGCUUCUGUCCGGGGUCUCCAAUCCGAGUCGCAAGUAGAGCGUGCUCGCGCAGAUGCACAGCUGACUGCGCUGAAAGAAAUGUUCGUGAAUUUUGUUCAAAAAAGUCUAGAUGAGUUGGAGCAGCUGCGAAGCGAGCGAGUAGAGGCGGAAGAGCAGUGCAACCUCUUUCUUAACGGAGGAAGACCUUUUAUCGAAUAG